GGGGCUCCGCGCCUGCCGCCGCUCGGCCGUCCGGGCGCCAACAAAGAGCAGCCGCGCCGCCCGCACUCGCGCCCGCCGCGUCCCCGAGCCGCAGCCCGCAGCCCAGCCCGCAGCCCGGCGGGGACGGCGCGGCGCGGCGCGGGCGAUGGAAGAUGGAAGGAAGACCUGCCGCGGCGGAGACGUUCGUUUGGGUUAACGGUGCGUCAGCACAUUCCCAGAGUGUUGCCAAGGCCAAAUAUGAAUUUUUAUUUGGCAGAUCUGAAGAGAAGACUCCAGAUACUAGUGAUCAUGGAGGAAGCACUUUACUCCCACCAAAUGUCACAAAUGAAUUUCCAGAAUAUGGGACCAUGGAGGAAGGCGGAGAAGGCCUAAGAGCUUCUUUGGAGUUUGAUGCAGAGUCUCUGCCCUCUCACCCUCCAGGGCCACAGGGGGUGCAUCUUCUUGCUGGCCAAGACUCUGGGCUCAACAGUGUUACCGAAGGACCAAAAGAUGUCAUUGAGACCCCCUCUCAAAGUCACCUCAAGGAACAAAGUUUACAAUCCAUUGACUCUCUGAUUUCUGCUCUGAAAGACACAGAAGCCAGAAUAGUUUCAGGAACGUUACAGGCUACAAAGGUACUGGACAAAGAUGCUGUGUCUAGUUUUUCAUGUCAGCACGUGGAGAAAGAGCUGGACACUGCCAGUCAUAAAACACGGAGAGCCACCCAGCCAUUCUCUGGUGGCCGGGAACCAUCACCAGAAACACCUCUUUCAGCUGAAGGAACGACUGAGGAAAAUUUUUAUUUGAGUAUCCAGAAGGAUCUGACAGCACUGUUAACUGGAGACACCCCGGCUGAGCUUGCCCAGGUGACUCAUAAUGGGAGAAAAGGGGCGCUCAGUGUGCCGGAGCCAGCUUGUCCUGCGUCCUCGCGGCGGAGCCCCGCAGUGUCCUAUAAUUCUGCAGGCAACGCUGGCUUUUCAAAAGAACAGAUUUCUGACAUUGGGCGAGAGCAACCAGUGGGAUGUGAUCGAGGCUCCCUGGGCCGCGCAGGCCGGAUCAAGCAUGUGGAAUUCCAAGGGGUGGAAAUAUUGUGGACAGAAGGAGGAAAGAGAAAGACGCAGCCUCCUGCUGAUUUUCAGGCCUCGCUGGAAAGGACAGCCUCUCCCGAAAGCAAAGAGUUUCCGAAAGUGCCAAGCCAUCUCAUCUCAGCUGCUGCUCCGCGCCAUUCAGUUAGUUUAACUGAGCGUGUUUGGGAUGAAACCUGGAAAGUCCCUUUGGAGAGGCCUGGCACUGGCCCGGGGACAUUUCCCCCUGUGCCUCUUGCUGAGAGUGGUGAGGAUGAAGUCUUCCUGAAGGAAAGCAGACAGCACCUUGAGAAGGAAGCUGGGCUGGAGAGAGACAAGGGAAGGAUCCUUGAGCAAGAGGAGCACCUCAGGGGCGAAGAUGAUGAACUGCUUGGGCCUGGGUACACGGAGGACUCCACCGAUGUGUACAGCUCCCAGUUUGAGACCAUUCUGGACAACACUUCCUUGUACUACAGCGCAGAGUCGCUGGAGACCCUGUACUCAGAGCCCGAUAGCUACUUCAGCUUUGAGAUGCCCCUUACUCCAAUGAUACAGCAGCGCAUUAAAGAAGGUGGUCAGUUCUUGGAGAGGACCUCCGCCGGAGGACACCAGGAUGUCCUGAGUGUCUCAGCAGAUGGCGGGAUAGUGAUGGGCUAUUCUGGCGGGAUCACCAACGGGCUGAAUGACGCCAGCGACUCCAUCUACGCCAAAGGCCCCAGGGAGAUUGCCUUCUGGGGAAGCAAUGCUGGGGUGAAAACAACACGGCUAGAGGCUCAUUCUGAAAUGGGGAGCACUGAAAUCCUGGAAAAAGAGACUGCAGAAAGUCUCAGUAACGGUACCAGCAGCAACUUGGAAGCAGCCAAGCGCCUGGCCAAACGCCUUUAUCAACUAGACAGAUUCAAAAGGUCGGACGUCGCGAAACACCUAGGCAAGAACAAUGAAUUUAGCAAACUAGUUGCAGAAGAAUAUCUGAAGUUUUUUGAUUUUACAGGAAUGACCCUGGAUCAAUCUCUCAGGUAUUUCUUUAAAGCCUUUUCUCUUGUGGGAGAAACUCAAGAACGAGAGAGAGUUUUGAUACACUUCUCCAAUAGAUACUUUUCUUGUAACCCAAAUACCAUUGCUUCACAAGAUGGCGUCCACUGCCUUACCUGUGCAAUUAUGCUUCUUAACACUGAUCUCCAUGGCCACAAUAUUGGAAAGAAGAUGACCUGCCAAGAGUUCAUUGCAAACCUCCAAGGGAUAAGUGAAGGUAUUGAAUUCUCCAGGGAUCUUCUGAAAGCUCUGUACAACUCUAUCAAGAAUGAGAAGCUUGAAUGGGCAGUAGAUGAUGAAGAGAAAAAAAAGUCCCCCUCAGAAGGCACUGAUGAGAAGGCCAAUGGAACACAUCCAAAGACCAUCAGUCGCAUUGGGAGCACGACCAACCCCUUCUUGGACAUUCCUCAUGACCCAAAUGCUGCUGUGUACAAAAGUGGAUUCUUGGCUCGGAAAAUCCAUGCAGAUAUGGAUGGAAAGAAGACUCCAAGAGGAAAGCGAGGAUGGAAAACCUUUUAUGCUGUCCUGAAGGGAACAGUUCUUUAUUUACAAAAGGAUGAAUAUAAGCCAGAAAAGGCCUUGUCCGAAGAGGACCUGAAAAACGCCGUGAGUGUGCACCACGCCCUGGCAUCCAAGGCCACGGACUACGAGAAGAAGCCCAAUGUCUUUAAGCUCAAAACUGCCGACUGGCGGGUCUUGCUGUUUCAAACCCAGAGUCCAGAGGAAAUGCAGGGGUGGAUAAGCAAAAUCAACUGCGUGGCAGCUGUCUUUUCUGCACCACCGUUUCCGGCAGCCAUUGGUUCUCAGAAGAAGUUUAGCCGCCCGCUUCUGCCUGCCACUACAACAAAAUUAUCUCAGGAGGAACAACUGAAAUCUCACGAAAGCAAGCUGAAGCAGAUCACCACGGAGCUGGCUGAGCACCGCUCCUAUCCCCCUGACAAGAAAGUCAAAGCUAAGGAUGUGGAUGAGUACAAGCUGAAAGACCACUAUCUGGAGUUUGAGAAAACCCGUUAUGAAAUGUACGUCAGCAUUCUAAAAGAAGGCGGCAAGGAGCUCCUGAGUAGCGAUGAAAGCGAGGCCGCGGGACUGAAGAAGUCGCACUCCAGUCCUUCGUUGAACCCGGAGUCAUCCCCGAUCACCGCCAAGGUCAAGCGUAACGUGUCCGAGAGGAAGGACCACCGACCUGAAACACCAAGCAUUAAGCAAAAAGUUACUUAGGAGCCAAUCUGCUGCCAGGAAGUGCUGGUCAUGGAGCAAAAUAGGGUUUUUCAAGAUAUUUCUGGUAAUAAUCCGUGAAUAUAUUAAAAAAAAAAGUCUGUGACUAAAUGGUGCAUUAGUAACUUUUUAUAUUGUAUAUUUUUGUUAGUUUCUGUACAGGUUGUCUUUGCUCUUGAUUUCUUUGCUUUAAUGAUUUUUUGCAACUUGAUCACUAAUGCACCUUUUUUGUGAGGGGGAGAAGAUGGUGAUUCCAGAAUGAAUUACGCAUCCCUUCUCCUUUGGUUUUCUCGUUUGCACUCUGCUCAGUUGUUUUAUGUAUUCUCAAAUCAACUGUUUGGUUUUUUUUUGUUUGUUUGUUUUUUUUUUUUUUUUUUUUAAGGUUAAAAAUUUAAUCCAUUGUGUAACACUUAACUGGACAAACUUCGUAGUUUAGUAAAUUCUAGCCAGAGUUAAUAUAAGCCUUUAUAUGUGAAAUCUUGCCCAGUCACGGAGGUGAAGUUGAGUCCUCACAGAUGCCCACGUGAGAGUUACGAUGCUGGGGAUCCAGGCGUUCCGGAGGGAUGCAGCUCUGCGUGCACCCCAGCACUACUUGUUUGAGUUCUGACCCUGCCAGCAGCAGGGGAAGGAGGCACGAAGGUCACAGGACUGGAGAACCUAGGAACGCACAUUAGCUUGCUUGAAGCGUGGACUCCAUUCCAGUCAAGCAAGGGACAGAGGAAGAGAGCCGUCUUGCCACUGAAGGCUGAGGACACAUUGAUACCAAGCAAAUUUUGUUUUCUAAAUGAUAGUGGCAAUCAUUGGCUCUUGGGAGCUGCAGCAGUAGACUUGUGUUUGGUCUGCAGGAAAUUGUUACCUCACUCCCAUAGGGUCUAGACUAGGAAUCCAGAAUCAUCUCUAUUGUUGAUACCUUUCCAUCCAGGAAUAUAUUCUUUUUACUCGACAUAUAUAUAUAUAUAGGCAUGACGUCAUCUCCUGGUUGUAAGAAUGUUGGGGUUUUCCUUCCUAACAGAAUAAUGUUGAAAAUGGAACCCCUUUUGCUCUUUCCUUAGUCAAGACAAAAUAAUGGAGCAAAAAGCAGCUGUAGCUGUUCAGCAGUGGAUAUUGAUUCUCUAAGCAAAAUCUGAAAAUAAUAGGGUGAAUGAAUUGUGGCUGGAAAAUAGAGGAAUCUUCUGAUUGCAUAUGCAAAGUUUCUUAGUUUGUUCUUAUGCCAGUCUCUGGACAGCUACUUUACAUCAGUGUUAAACUUGCUCCUAAAAUUUUUUGCCUAUUUUAAAUCAUUUCUUUCUGUGUACUCAAAAUAGGUUCUGUUCACCUUACAGUCAUGAGCUCGUUUCAAUAACAGACCCUUUGAAAUUCUGGGUGAUAAACAGAAUAUUCUCUUGUAGAGGAACAGGAGGGAGUGAAUUUUAGGUCCCCAGUGACUUAAAGAACUUUUAGAUUUCCACACCUUGAAACUGUUCCCUCAAGCUGUCAUCUGCCCAAACAAUCCAGCUUCAAAACUGACAGGAUCACUUUCAAUAUUCUUUUCCCUCCCAUAGGAAUUUUCUCUACUUUUCCUUAGUUUAUUAUUGCAGGUACCGUGACCAAAGCAUCUGCUGCUCUGCAUGAAUAGCACACUUCCAGUGGACUAGAGAAAACCCGCUAAGAAGUCACGGUAGUUCCUAGUGCUAUAUUGUUAUGAUGUACUCACAUUUAGUUACAGGAUUAUUUAUUAAUGUUUACUUCCUUCACCUGUGUACAUGUGCAUAUUUGCUGGUGUCCAGAGAAAAGCAACCCUCUCUGAGGUGGCAGUUGCUUGCUUUGUGGCAUUUUGCCACACCUUUGAAAAACUCACUCUAACCUUGUUUAGGUAAAAAAGCAGUGGCUACAUUUAUGUGUCAGAACUGUGAAGCAAACACAGUAGUUAACCAGUAUGGUCCAUGUAUCAGAAUCAUUUUUUCAGCUUCUUACUGAAUCCAAGAUUUCCACAAGCAAGUUGUCUUUCCUCUUAGAAUCUGAAAUAUCAGUAUUUGUUUUCUGCCUCAAUACUUGUACUAGAUGAGGGGGGAGAGGUACCUACACCAUGUCAUCUAUGAACUUCAGUAACUGAAGAGAAAUUAGCAACCCUGCCUGGCUUGAAUGCAUUUGCCCACAGUGUGUGUCUAUGUAUAUAGGAUGUCCGUGUGUUCCACUUAGAGUUUACCAUGUGCAUUGAAUGGUACCUUGCUGAAGUAUUUCUGACAUUUAGUCUUGAAAUACUUGGUUAGCAUUAAUCAGCACCACCACAGCACUGUUACUGUUAGGAGAUUCACCAAGGCUAGCUCCGGGGACUCUGGAUAUGCUAAUAGAUAAUCCCAUGACAGGGGCACUUUUGAGGCUGCAGAAUGCCACGUUUGCAUAAUUUAUCCGUAAAAACAACACCUAGGCUCUUUUGUGAGUCAGGAUCCCAGACGCCCCAGUGUGGUGCUGUCCAUCUUCAGGGGAUGGGCCGAGCGUGCCUCUUCCCUGUGGCCUCUGGAAGGAGCUGUGUUGUCAGUAUCUGUAGCAGGCCGAGAGUUUGUCCCACGGUCAGAAAGGGCUCUGACUUGACUGAAUUCCGAGUGUCCCUAGCUGCCACAGUUUCUUUUGUGAUCAUUUAUUUCCUAUGGUUUCUAGUCAGAAGAAAUGGAAGAUGUUUCCAUCCACAGCAACGGCAAGCCCGUUGCCCACUUCACGGUACAGGGGAGCUCUCCUCCUUUCCUUUAAAAGGUACGCCCCCACCCCCGAACCCUGCCCUCCCCUUACCUCCUGCUCGCCCUACCUCAGUGCCCAGGAGCCUCGAGGUUUCUCUCCAUGUGGGAAGUCAUUAUUCCUCAUCACACAAAUACUUUUAAUAUUGAUUUCUAGUGUAGAAAAUCUUGGUAAGGUAGCAGAAGACCAUUGUGAUGAUCCUGGUGCAAAGCUGACCAAGUCAGUGGCCUGUGUACAGAAUCCGUAGGUUUUGGGGUUUGCCCCAUCUCAUGCUGGCUCUUACAGGGAAGUGUCAGGGACUAAGUUAUCAAUCAAAACUGGCACACAGAGUCCUUUUUUAUUGCCAGACUAUAGGCAUUUCUGAAGUGUUCUUUUUACAAACAUCAUUUACCUUACUCUUACUAAUGUCUAAUUAGACCAAGCAAUACUUUUGUGCAUUUUAAUUAAUCUCAGUAAAAGCAACUUGUGGGAGGGAGUCCUGAUAGAAAUAGUUCCUGGAUUAUCUGUACCUGUUUUGAUUGCUCUUGGGUAAAGACAUUUUCUCCUACAGCAGUCUCCUGCUAUUCGCAAGAGCUUCCGUAUUUUCUGGAUCAGUGGUUACCCUAUCCCGAAAGGUGAGGACCAUUUCCUAGAUAGAAGAGUCAUUAGGGAACUAAUCCUGGAAGAAGAAAACCUGGCUGUUUUUCAGGUUUAUAUUCUACCCUGUGGCCAAACCACAGAACUUUGUGUUGAGGGAGAAUUUACAUAAACAGCAGGGAAAGAGGCCUUUGGAUGCCUAAGCACCAAGUUAGACAGAGUCUGGGACUGGCUGUCCUGUGCCUGCUCUGCCCUUUAUCCUGAGAUGAGACAGAACCUGGCUUGGUGGGACUUGUGCCUCUCCUCUGUCUUUUUACCUAAUCCCUGGCAACUGGAAGGAAGUUGACCUUAUAGACAUCUGUUUCUCCCUUGCCCUCCUGUCAGGACCUUCUUGGGUUUAGUGAACUGCCCUUGGAAUUUGAAUUCUUUGGCAUUUUUCUUUAGAGUCAUCAGUUAAGCUUAUUUGGGCCUCAGUUCACAUAAGUUUCUUAGCUGUGGAGGCCUAAAUCUCCAUAGUUUGGCUCUUGUGGACUCAGUCAGAUUUUUAGCAGGUCUUACUGUUAGCACAGAAUGAUCCCUUUACCUUUCACAUGAGAAGAGUUCUUCUUCCCAUUGCAAAACUAGCCCUUAAAAACAGUGAACCAAAGUGGCCUCCUGGCACUUGUCAAAAGAUGAGUCUAAUUUGUGAAUGACAGUGCAGCUCUGGAGUUCUGUAGUAUCUGCUUUCAUUUCAGAGCAUCCGAGUUACUCAGACAGAAAUAGAUCAGUCAGAGGCACACGAGCCCCCAGGGGCCUACCUGGCUCCAAAACUUCCUGGGUUUUUCACCCAGGCCAGGCUGCUGGUCUGCCCCCAGGUCAGCAGAUCUCUCUCCACCUCUUCUGACAUCUUACGUCAUCAGGUCAUUUCAAGGACUUUAGACAUCACCACAAAAUUAUCCCAAGAUAGAUCACUGAUAGUGGUAGAGAGGUGCUUUGUCACUGUUUGUCCGCUCAGACUCCUUUUCCAUUUCUCACCCUUAAAAGGAGGAUUGAAGUCCACAGGCAUUCUCCUUUCAUACUCACAGUAUCACCCCAGACCCCACGCAGCAGCCUUCUGCUUAGGACAGUAAUUGGCCCAUUGCAUGGAGAGAGAAUGUCCUCCUGGAGAACGUCAGUAAAUACUUGAAUCUGCAUGACAGUUUGUCAACUUGAAUGCAACAGCAAGGAAACUUUGCAAGUUAAUUGUAUAUACAGUAGGUUUCCUUAGGUCUCUCUGGCUCAUCCUUUGUAAUUUAUGUGUGUAUCUGUUGUAUUGCAGCUUGUGGAAAAUAUUUGUAUUGACAGUAUGUCAGAUGUCAAAGAAAAUGCUUUCUGUCACCUGCCAACGUUGUGUUUGUGGGUAUUUAUAGUUGUAUGUAUGUACAUGCAUCAAUGUAUAGAUUGUGUAUCAGUAUAUGGUAAAAUGUACAUCAAAAUUAUUUUUGUCCUUAAUAACCAGUGUGAUAUGAAAAGCAAGUAAAAACCUCAUAGGAUUGAUUCUAUGGUACAAUUGUUGAGAGUACAUAUAGUGAUAUUGUUUUAUUAAACUUAAAUUCAAAUGAUAUUUUGAUUAAAUUUUUAAUGAGACUAGAAAAUUCCACCUUUGAGCUUUGAAUCACCAGGGCAAAAACGACUUUGAGCUAACUUUAAGAAUCUAUGGACAUGUACAGUGUGCAAUACCGAGGGGAUAGCUCAUUGUAAUUUGUGAAAUACACAAAGAAAAGGGGGGGAAGGCAGCCUGUGCAGUCUUAGUGAUGUUAGCAGUAAGAGCACUUAACUGUAAUGUUAAACUGACAAUUUUGGGCUUAUUACAAAAUGUGAUGCUUUAGAGCACACGUUCUUUAUUGUUGUAAUUAGUCCAGAAAAUAUAUAGUUUUCAGAAUUAAGUAAGUACCCACUAUACCGUUUAUGUACCUGUGUAUAUCUUACAGUAGAUGAUACCACUCUCCUGGUGCCAGAUCUUACCCUUUUUGCUUUAAAGAAAUAUCACAAAUGCUGAAGUAUAUCAGGGCAUCCCAAGAUCGGGUACUGUAUUCCAGGUUCGCAGGUGCACAAAUCAGCAGCUAUGUCACAGGUGAAAGGACUUUAGGACCAGGUUAAAACUUUAUUUAAUAUUUUUAUACUUAGGUCUCUUUUUCCUGCCUCUCCCCAAAGAAGAGCCACUGGCCUUAGUUGUUUGACCUUAUUGCUUAUAUUAUAGAGUGUAAAUAGAUAACUAGAGACUAAAAUUUUAUUAACCAGCAUGUUUGGUGUAUUUAAAGCAGCGACUGAGUGUGUCUGAGUGAGUGGCUGAGUGCAGUGUCUUUUGUUGAACACGCUGCCUCACGUCUUUGUAUCUGAUGCAGAGAAUUGGAAUUGUGGGGAGGGAGACGAAUCUCCAGCUCCAGGCUGCAGUAGUGUGUUGGUAGGUACACUUGAGUUUUUUAUUAUUAUUAACUCUACAGUCUCAAACUAUUUUUGCAAAUAUAUCAUAUUUCCUAAUUUUUUCUUGACGUGCAGUGGACUGGCUCUCCAAUUGAUCGGCAGGGUCUUAGUUCUGCAAGAGAAUUUCCUUGUAAGAAUUAUUUGUGAUUUGCAGAAAAAUAGCCAUUUGAUUCAGAAAUCAUAUAGAAAAGGAGUAGUAGAAAUCAAAAGUUUUAUUUUGGGCCUUAGUCAUUUGAAAUGUUUGGACCUUAAUAUAAAGCCAUGGAGGUUACAUAGCCAAGUAACCAUUUGACAUGGAUAAUAAUAUCCACUCUAUAGAGAGUAUAUAUGCACAUUGAUUUUUAAUGCUAUUAGGAUACUGUUAAUAAGCUUUAGGAACAAGAGUAAUUAGACCAAAUGAAGUGGAGGGAGUGCAGUAUCUGCCUUCCAUAGGGUAACCAUGCAUGUGUUCAGUCUUCUGCUCCUAAGAGAUUCAGUUUAUGGUCCCCUUGGGUGUGUUAGGGGAAAGUGGAUACAUCUGGGACCUCAUCUGUGUACACCUGCUUGGACACAAGCACACACAGUGAGUCGAUACCAACAUAAGACCUUCAGACACACCAGGCCAGAGUGCUUUUGGAGAGGUAAUGAAUGAAGGGGGUGGAAGCUGCACCACAAACGCUUUCCAAGCACUAGGGAGGAAUCAGAGCUAUAGCGUCUGACCCUGAGAUGCACUGCAUUUUUAAAAAAGAAGAAAAGGGUUACCUGUUACAUCCUUCCUGGUGGGCCACUAACCUUCCUGUAAGUCCCAAGCAGCAGCUCUCCAGCACUCCUUGGUAGCCUGGGUGAAAUUCUAGAAAGCUGGCGUGCACCACUUUCCAGCAUGGCCAAGCUGCUUGCUCUGCAGAUUGUUUGUUGGAGCAAGGAGUGCAAAUGGAUAAACCACCAAGCCUGUUGCCUAGGAGCAGUAGAGGAGGACUGUCCGCACUCGCCUCCAAGCUGUGCUGGCGAGAGCCUGCGUCGAGGAUGGAAGUGGGAAGGAACCUAACAAAACUGCAUUUCCCUUUGCAGGGUGGAGAGCUGAGCUCUCACUAAUAGUAUUAUAAAAAUAAGCACCUUAACUUCAAUUCCUGAAAACAUUGGUUAAUGGAGAGAAUUUUGGAGUUUCACUUAGUAUUUCCUCAUCAAUCUGCGUUAAGACUUUGGAUGCUCCUAGGAGAGUCCCAGCCACAAGGCUCAAUGAAGGACCACACUGCAGGUCUGAGGCUCACUGCUCUGAACCCUGAGUCCCAGGGUACUGCAGAGGGUGAUACUAUCCCCUCUCUGGAGCUUCUCCCCUGGCCUUCCACUCCACUUGGGCUUCUACUGAGCAGCAAGCACAUCCUGGGUUUCACAUGCCUUAGGAAUUCCAGUAAGCUGACCCUACUAAGGCAAAAUACCAACUCGGGAGAGUGACUAAGCCACUGAGGGUGGCACAUGACAAAGGUAAUGAGAAAAAUUCUCUGCCUGAAGUUAAGUCCACACAUUUUGCCUUUGCAAGAAACAAACUGACGCUUUGAGCUCUAGGCAGGGUUAGAUGAUACCUUUGCCUUUGCACCUAGGUUUCCAGAAAUUGAUCGUAUUUCAUUUCUGUGGGAAGGGCCAAGGAACACUAAACUUGCUCAGUAAUUCUGCUCUGUCCAGGUGAGAGCCAUUGGGUAAAGGCCUCCAUGCCUCCCUGCAUUCUCUUCUACCUCAAGUUUUAGGAACCCAUUUCUAAAACAGAAAUUUACACAAGUAGAGAACCCAUACUGUCAGCCUUGGUUACUGUGGGACAUGCAGAAGGGUAGUAGUUUUGUAUCCUUCAGUAUAAAAUAAAAUUUUAAAUUUUCCAACUUAUUAACUGGAUUAUUUUCACUGUGGCUGAAACAAAUUGGCAAGGUGGAACAUUCCUUUACCUUCAAAGUUUUCUCCACCAAUCACUUCAGUUUCAUUGUCGUCUUGGUGCCAUAUGUCCCCUGCAAAUUGUGAAAGUAAUUAGUGACAAAAUAGCAGCCUACUCCUUUUCAGUGGCCAGACUGUCAGCAUGAGCAGGUUGGGGUAAGCCAGUGGUACCGUAUCAUAUACUGGAAACCUGUUCCUUUAUAUUACCCACCAGAUCCCAGAAGUGCCAUCUAGAAAUCAGUGGCAUUUAUGGUGGUCAUCUUUUGAAUGGAACAGUAGUUUAUGUGGAUAUUGUUAAAGUGUUUAAAGUAUAUUUUGAAAAUUAAGUUUACAUUUUACAGUUGCUUUAUUUUUUAUUAAAAUAGUUGUAUAUAAAUAUCACCCUAUUUCACUGUUAUUAAAGUAAACCUUGUAGACAAGUGGGUCACCUGAUAUGUAUAGAAGCUGUGAUAUUAUAUAGUACACUUCUCUAUUGUGUAAAUGUUCAAGAAUAUAACUGUUCCUGUUGUUUUUAUAAGCUGGGGGUAUUUUGUUGUUUUACAACAACAAAAUGUUAUCGCAUUUAAAAUGGUUUUUAUGUAAUAGAAAUCAUGCAAAAUAGUUGAAGGAUUUAAAAUUCUGUAUAUGGUAUAUGUAAAUGUACAAACUUUAGAAAGAAAUAAAUCCAACAGAUUUCAAUCAUUUGGGGGAUGUUUUUAUUUGCUUAUCUGAGCAACUAGAAUUAAACCUUUAAAAAAAAAAUCAGAACACCCUGCACCCCUCCAUGCAAACACAA
Messenger RNA from Sciurus carolinensis (gray squirrel), 11694 nucleotides. Its product is annotated as PH and SEC7 domain-containing protein 3-like. The record is from RefSeq and is a predicted model, not a curated record. Lineage: Eukaryota; Metazoa; Chordata; Mammalia; Rodentia; Sciuridae. Gene Ontology annotation, molecular function: guanyl-nucleotide exchange factor activity; protein binding; phospholipid binding. Gene Ontology annotation, biological process: regulation of ARF protein signal transduction.